AUGGCAGCCCCUGGCCUUCUGCUCCUCCUGGCGCUGCCUGCAGGGGCCUGGCCCAGGCUGGGGCAGCCCCAUCGGCCAUGUGUGCACUGCUGCCGCCCGGCCUGGCCCCCGGCUGCCCCCGGCUCAUACACCCCUGAGGGUGAGGGGGAGAAGUGGGUGCAGCUGCCCCAUGUGCGGCCCACCAUCGACAUCUCAAUCCUCAAAGGUGAGAAGGGUGAGACGGGGGUCAGAGGCCGCUCCGGCAGGAGUGGGAAGGAGGGCCCACCGGGCUCCCCGGGUCUCCGGGGCCACAAGGGCCAGAAGGGGCAGGUGGGGCUACCGGGCACCCCAUGCCGGCGUGCCUACGCAGCCUUCUCGGUCGGUCGGCGCGAGGGGCUGCACAGCACCGACGCCUUCCAGGCUGUGCCCUUUGACACGGAGCUGGUGAACCUGGAUGGCGCCUUCGACCUGGCGUCGGGCCGCUUCCUCUGCACGGUGCCUGGUGUGUACUUCCUGAGCCUCACCGUGCACACCUGGAAUUACAAGGAAACCUACCUGCACAUCAUGUGCAACCAGCAGGCCACAGCUGUGCUGUACGCGCAGCCCAGCGAGCGCAGCGUCAUGCAGACCCAGAGCCUGCUGCUGCCGCUGGCCGCAGGGGACGCCGCCUGGGUGCGCAUGUUCAAGCGUGACCAAGACAACGCCAUCUACGGUGAGCACGGCGACCUCUACAUCACCUUCAGCGGCCACCUGGUCAAGCCUGCCACUGAGCUCUAG
Molecule: messenger RNA, 756 nt
Organism: Myotis myotis
Lineage: Eukaryota; Metazoa; Chordata; Mammalia; Chiroptera; Vespertilionidae
Gene: C1QTNF8
Product: C1q and TNF related 8
Exons: 2
Coding region: 1-756 (251 amino acids)
Molecular function (GO): protein binding
Source: RefSeq, a predicted model, not a curated record